This is a messenger RNA of Boleophthalmus pectinirostris (great blue-spotted mudskipper), 4295 nucleotides long. It is a transcript of the gene otud7a, whose product is annotated as OTU deubiquitinase 7A. NCBI's taxonomy places the organism in Eukaryota, Metazoa, Chordata, Actinopteri, Gobiiformes, Gobiidae. The record is from RefSeq and is a predicted model, not a curated record. Gene Ontology annotation, biological process: protein K63-linked deubiquitination; protein K48-linked deubiquitination; protein deubiquitination involved in ubiquitin-dependent protein catabolic process. Gene Ontology annotation, molecular function: cysteine-type deubiquitinase activity; K63-linked polyubiquitin modification-dependent protein binding; zinc ion binding. The coding region runs from base 310 to 3099 and encodes 929 amino acids. Gene Ontology annotation, cellular component: nucleus; cytoplasm. The transcript has 15 exons.
GAAAUGUGACAUGGGGCAGAGCAGCGCCAGACAGCAGCCCCGACACCAGGAAUCCGCGCUCCCAGUCUGAAGCUCCACCGUUGGGGGGAGGAUACGGCGACGGCGACAUGACCGGACACGGCACGGUUCCUUUGGUGCCCACACUGGUCCAGUCUGAAGCCAUGGAGUAGCCCUGCCCUGGUGAGACGGAGCAGCGGUCUUCAGAUGGAACCACCACAACUCUCGGAUCAAAUACAGAAAAUGAGAACGUGAAGGCUGGCAUCCACAAAGGCCUCCGCUGCGCCCUGGCCAGCGCUCACACAUGGUCACAUGACACAUGGUCACAUGACUCAUGGUCACAUGACUCAUGACCACAUGACCCUGGACAUGGACGCGGUCCUGUCAGACUUCGUCCGGUCCACAGGGGCGGAGCCAGGUCUGGCCAGAGACCUGCUGGAGGGUAAAAACUGGGACCUCAGUGCUGCUCUGAACGACUACGAGGAGCUCAGGCAGGUCCACACCGCCAACCUGCCGCAGGCCUUCAACGAGGGACGCUACUACAAGCCCCCCCAGGCAAGCCGGGACACGCCCACCCACAACAGCAAGAGCGAGCGCAGCGCCACCCACAAGCAGGACGACAGCGCACAAGAGAAGCGCCUGUCCCGGGGCAUCUCCCACGCCAGCUCGGCCAUCGUGUCCCUGGCUCGCCUGCAGGUGGCGUCGGAGUGCACCAGCGAGCAGUUCCCCCUGGAGAUGCCCAUCUACACGUUUCAGCUGCCCGACCUCAGCGUCUACAGCGAGGACUUCCGCAGCUUCAUCGAGAGGGACCUGAUCGAGCAGUCCACCAUGAUGGCCCUGGAGCAAGCAGGUCGUUUGAACUGGUGGUCGACGAUGUGCACGAGCUGUAAGAAGCUGCUCCCUCUGGCCACGACAGGAGACGGGAACUGCCUUUUACACGCCGCCUCUCUGGGGAUGUGGGGCUUCCACGACAGGGACCUGAUGCUGAGGAAGUCUCUGUACACGAUGAUGAAGAGCGGCGCCGAGAGGGACGCGCUGAAGAGGAGGUGGAGGUGGCAGCAGACGCAGCAGAACAAAGAGUCGGGGCUGGUGUACACCGAGGAGGAGUGGGAGAGAGAGUGGAACGAGUUACUGAAGCUGGCCUCCAGUGAGCCACGCACCCACCUCAGCAAGAACGGAAACACCAGCGGAGGGGUGGAUAACUCCGAGGACCCGGUGUACGAGAGCCUGGAGGAGUUCCACGUGUUUGUUCUGGCUCAUGUUCUGCGCAGACCCAUCGUGGUGGUGGCAGAUACGAUGCUCCGAGACUCAGGAGGAGAAGCGUUCGCUCCCAUCCCGUUCGGAGGCCUGUACCUGCCUCUGGAGGUUCCCCCGAGUCGCUGCCACUGCUCCCCCCUGGUCCUGGCCUACGACCAGGCUCACUUCUCCGCCCUGGUGUCCAUGGAGCAGAGGGACCAGCAGAGAGAACAAGCUGUUAUUCCCCUGACCGACUCCGAACACAAGCUGCUGGCGCUCCACUUCGCCGUUGACCCUGGGAAAGACUGGGAGUGGGGGAGGGACGACAACGACAACGCCAAGCUCGCCAAACUGAUCCUGUCUCUGGAAGCCAAACUGAACCUGCUGCACAACUACAUGAAUGUAACGUGGAUCCGGAUCCCGUCGGAGACCAGGGCGCCUUUAGCCCAGCCGGAGUCUCCCACCGCCUCUGCCGGGGAGGACGUCCAGUCUCUGGCCGAGUCCAUGGAGUCGGACCGAGAGUCUGUGGGCAGCAACUCCAACAUCAACAUCAAACCCACCAAAGAGAAAGAGAAACAGCGCAAAGACAAAGAGAAGAGCCGCUCCGACUCCGUGGCCAACAAACUGGGAAGCUUCAGCAAAACUCUGGGGAUCAAACUGAAGAAGAACAUGGGAGGACUGGGCGGACUGGUGCACGGGAAAAUGAACAAAUCCAGCUUAUCCUCAGGUCGCAACGGUGAGAACGGAGCAGAGAAGACGUCGAAGAAAAAGGAGUCCAAGACGAGUAAAGGGAGUAAGGAUGAGUCCGGACACUCGGCCAGCUCCACGUCAUCGGAAAAGGCCACGAGUCCCUCCCCGACGGACCGCCCCUCGAGCUCCUCCCCCACGGACAGACAGGACAGUUCCGGGCGGAGCUCCGGCGACAAGAGCCUGGACAACUGGAAGUACAGCACGGACGUCAAGCUGAGUCUGAACAUCCUCCGGGCGGCGAUGCAAGGCGAGCGAAAAUUCAUCUUCGCCGCGCUGCUCCUCACCAGUCACCGCCAUCAGUUCCACGAGGAAAUGAUCAGCUACUACCUGAGCAACGCCCAAGAACGCUUCAGCCAGGAGCAGGAGCAGAAACGGAAGGAGGCGGAGAGGAAGCCGCCGCAGCCGCCGCCGCAGGUCGCCAACGAAACGGCGAGCAAGAAGGUAGAACAUGAGAGUGUCUUCCAGAGGGACAGGUCGGACAGCUCGCCCCCGCAGAGCUGCUCCCCGGUCCUGCCUCAUAACGCUUUCCACCCGCAACCCGCUAUAGCGCUAAAGACCCAAAACCAGGGCCGAAACAGUCCGACCCUUUCCUCACUAACCCCCGUGCCGCCCUUAACCCCGCCCGCCGCGCCCCACCACGCCGCCGCGCACCCGACCCUACCCGCCUUGCCGUACUCCUCGCCAAGUAUCGGUGCUAGAAAACAAGUCCCCAUCCCGGUUUCCGCUCACUACAGCCACACCCCGCCCAUCCAGAGACACAGCGUCAUCCAUUUACAAGAUGUCAACCUGCAAUCGCCCCUCUUCCACGACGAGCCCUACAACAAGCCGCUGGUGGGGACGCUCAAAACCUGCGCCACAUAUCCUCAGCAGAACCGCUCGCUGUCAUCCCAAAGCUACAGCCCGGCGCGACUGUCCGGGGUGCGCACUGUUAACGCCAUGGAGACGCUCUCGUACGGGCUGUCCCACACGUACACCAACGGGUUCGACGCCGGGGACAUACAGGACUGUCUGGAGUUCGCCGACGACGACAACACUUCCCACACCUGGCUCAACCAAGACAAAGGGAAGGGUCGCGGCAACGGGAGCCCCCUACCAAGAGUUUGUUUUCAUACCUGACAGUUUCGAGUUCCGUAGGAAGACCACGCCAGAACCUGUUUAAAUCAGCUGACCGGACACAUCACAGCAACAUCACGUGACCGCUCUAGGUCUGAAAAAAGAACCUCAUAACAUAAAGUAACGGAAGACCAAAUGAACCUCGUUGGAUUUGUCACCUACUAAUCUAAUCUAAAAUAAAAUAAAGAUAAAAUAACCUUGAAAUAAGACUUAAGGCCGCCACACACUACAGGAGAAUUUGCCCGAUUUUGUGUCUUUGUGUGUGAUUUUAAAGUUGCUGCGCUCAUUUGUCAGAUUGUAACCACUAAAUAUCAACAACUCUACGAUAACAGCCGAUAAAACAGAGCGUCAGGGUUAGACGGAGACUCAACUCUCGUAAAGUUGUAAAUUUAUACUUCAGCAUCUCAUCUACUUUGUCCAUAGAAAUUGUCCUCUGCAAAUAAUGACCCCCAGUUCACAAAACCGUGCUGUUAAUCCAGUUCGACUCGUUCUUUAAAAGUAAAAAGGCCGGAGUAGUUCCUCACGUGUGUCUGUUUAUCCACACAGCGCACGGAUCGAGCUGAAGCUGCAGAUUCGCGAUAGUGAGUCAACUUCCUGUGGACUUUAUCUCCAGUCUUUUAUGCUUUAAACAUGGAUCUAUUAAAACAGGCAUGUCCAAACUAUGGCCCGUGGGCCAAAUGCGGCCCUCAGACAAUUUUUUCUUGGCCCUCAGGCUUCCAGGUGAAUUGGCCCAAAUUACCUUGCAUCAAUUAAACAUUUAGUUUUUACUGCAAGUUUUUUGAAAAUCUACCUUGAUAAAGCUAAUGUUUAAUAUUUAGUGUGUGGUUUAAAGGAUCUUAGCGUGAUUAAAGUCUGAUGGCUCAUUCUAACGUGUUAAACCUGCACAUAUUUCAAUUAUUCACUGUAUUGAGUAUCAGUCUACAGCCACUCAACCAGCCCUCUGCUUCAUCUGUGUUUAGAUAUGUGGCCAUUGAUGAAAAAAGUUUGGACACCCCUGUAUUAAAAUAAGUGGAGGGUGUUGCUGCUUGUAGCUGCCUCCAGUUGACGUAGUGACACUCACUGGAGAGAGGAUUUUUCUCAUAGAGGCAAUGUAAUCACAAACCGCUCGGCGAUUUUUACCUAUUUUUAAGAUGAUAAACUUUUUCUCAGCUCAAAAUCCUUCAGUUGUCUUUAAAACUCCACUCUGCUUCACUCCUGUC